AUGUUUAGACUUUCUCGUCCUACUUUCGAUACAGUAAAAGGCUUUUUGCAGAAUUGCCCGGAACUCGGUGUGGAGGGAAACAGAGGAAGAGAACCGAUAUCAGUGGAAAAACAACUAUACGUCACAUUAUGGUACCUGGGUGGAUCGGACAGUAUUAUAAGAAUAGCGGACAGAUUUGGAAUAGCUGAAUCCUCAGUUAUUGUGUGCAGAAAUCGAAUUAUUGACACUAUUUUGAACAAUUUCAAGUCAAAGUUUAUCAUCUGGCCACAUGCCGAAGUGCUUGAACAAACCAUUGACAAAUUUCAUCAACGAAAUGGAUUUCCGGGAAUUAUUGGGGCACUGGAAGGCACUCAUAUUUCUAUAAAAGCACCAACUGAAAAUCCUCAGUCUUACGUCAAUAGGAAAGGCUAUCAUUCCUUACAGCUACAAGCAGUCUGCGACUCUGAUAUGAAAGUGGUCAUUGAAAGAGCGUUUGAACUUUUAAAAGGCAGAUUUCGACGUUUACAUCAUCUCGAUGUACUAAGUAUUCCAACAGCAGUUAAAAUUAUCAUGUCACUUGUGUUCUGCACAAUAUCUGUCUUAUUCAAAAUGAGGAUAUUGACGACUAUAUGGAACCACUGGAAGUUAAUCAACAACCAAUACCUCAACUGGCUGUUCAGGAAAAUGAGACGGAGGGCAUUAUUAAACGCAACAUUCUUUACAGAAGACUCAGUGGACAUUAGAUAUUAUGCACAAGAAACAUUCAGUAGUUAA
Molecule: messenger RNA, 753 nt
Organism: Ostrea edulis (European flat oyster)
Lineage: Eukaryota; Metazoa; Mollusca; Bivalvia; Ostreida; Ostreidae
Exons: 2
Coding region: 1-753 (250 amino acids)
Source: RefSeq, a predicted model, not a curated record